Molecule: messenger RNA, 2847 nt
Organism: Pomacea canaliculata
Lineage: Eukaryota; Metazoa; Mollusca; Gastropoda; Architaenioglossa; Ampullariidae
Product: HAUS augmin-like complex subunit 5
Biological process (GO): spindle assembly; centrosome cycle
Cellular component (GO): HAUS complex; centrosome
Source: RefSeq, a predicted model, not a curated record
GUUUGGAGUUAAAAAUUAGCAAUCCCCACUUGUCUCUAUUUGCCAGAAGCACAUCGUUAUGGUUUGGGUCCAAUGGAAAGAAGGCGGAAAAUUUUGGUUGAGUGCUAUGCCGAACUGUGGAUAAACCAUGUAAACAUCGCCUUUCGUGAAAAAGCGAUCACGUAACGUUUUUGUUCAAUAAAUUUUGAAGAUCACACUUGCUGCAAAUUCGAUAAUUCCGAAGUUAUCUUAAUAAAGUUGGGAAAGAUUUUUAGAUAUCAAGUCUGGACCAGUCUUGUUGAAAAAGACUUUUCCGGCCUGUUAGAGAUCCAUGGUUUUUUUCUGAGAUUAAAAGAUUCGUGUGAAAGAUCGAAGUCAUGGCGCACAACAUUCCUGAAGGAGACAUCAGCGUUCAGCUGCACACAUGGGCGAUGAAAGAGAUGAAUUUUCAUCCCAAGGCAGCUUUCAGUGGUUCCAGUAUUCCAUCACCAGAUGAUUUUAAAAGCAUUUGCCGAGGUACCCAGCAGAUUGAGUUAUGGAAGUAUGUUGUCCAGCAUGUAAGGUCUUUGCAAACAGUAAAAAAAGUACGAGGAAAUUUGGCUCUCCAAAGACGAACCCGUUGUAAACCAUACAGAGUGAGUUACCAGACAGACACACUGUACAGUGAUGAACAGCAGCAGAUGCUGGAGCAAAGGGCUAGUCUGUUACAGGAGAUGACAUCGGAUCUUUCUGAUAUCCGACAGCUGGAGCAUGAGAUUAAAAGAAUGUCAGAGGAAAUUCAAGCAACAGAACGAGAGUACCAGCAUGGAGUGGAGGCACUGCGAGAUGUGAGGAGAAAGACUUGCCUUCUUGGUGUUUUCACUGCAUACAGCGAUAAUCUGACAUCACAAAAUGAAGCAUUUGCUGAAAAGAUAGACAUCAAAGUUGAUGCUUUGAAACCAAAAGAGACAGACCCUCAUCUUCAUCCAAAAUCAGAAGGAAAUGAGCUGGAAACAACAACUAUGCGUCAAGUCCGAGAAUCAUGUGAAAGAAUUGAAAACUUUCUUCAUCACACCCUACAAGGUUCAUUUGGCAAGGACAAAACAAUGUUCAGUACAAAGAAAGAUCAGUUAUGGAAAACAGUGGAGAGAACUCUCCGCGAAAACAGAAUAGGGCAAGUGUUGUCUGCCAUUGAACAGCUGAGUCAGGCUGGCGCAAAUGCAAUCCGAGAACACACCCUGAAGAUCAACCUGCAACAGGAUGCCCAGAAGCUCAGGUUUAAAUAUAGAAGAGGGGGCCAUUUAACUGAUGCUUCCAAACAGCCAACAGCCCUUCAAAGUGUUCACCAGCUUCUGCAGGAUAGCCAGUUGCAGCAUGUCCUACGGUAUGUGGAAACUGAAAAACAUCGGAACACAGUGUUUCGCCUGGUAGAGGGUCUGAACACAACUCGAGGCCUAAUCAACUCUUCUUUAAAAAAGUACUUAGGAAGUGAAGCAGGCAGUCUGCAGCUAGCUUCUGCCGUAGUGCAGGCUAAGCUGGAUCUCACAGCUGAUCGUGCUGCUGCCUUAUUGCUUCGUCAAGAAGCAGAGGCACUGAGAGAAAAAGUAGCCAAGGGAUGUACUGAAAGAGACAACCUACUUGCAAUUCAUCGCAAAAUACAGGACUUUUAUGAUCUGGCUAAUGCCAAGCAAAAUCUCAUCCAGGUAGUUGCCAAACAGAAUGCUGGUGCACGGUCACGCCUGGCUGCACAGCAACAAGAAAUCACCCUCUACAUCUUGCGGUCACUGUCUGGCCAUGAAUCAGAAAUAUAUACUUUGACCACAGACCUCAAGGGCAAUGUUAUUGCAGAAGUGGACAGAUUUGCUUCCCUCUCCAUGCCAUAUCUUGCAUGGCUUUACCUUGACAGCACUACAAAGUGCAGUUUGUUGGACUUGUCCAUUAAUUACAGAAAUCACCCAGCAGCUACAUCCAUCCGACAGCCUCUCCAGGCAGUGCUCUCACAUCUUGAAUUCCCAGAUUUCAAGGCAUCUGAGUGCAUCCUACAUCACUGCCUACAGCUGAAGCAGGAGCUAGAGAGCACAGCUGCAAGCACCAGUGCCCAAAUUUCCAGCUGUCAGCAGUUGGUUUAUGUCAGUGGCUUCAGUUGCAACCUUGACAAUAUAACAGAUCUGUGCGAGAAGGUUAAGUCUCAAGACAAGAAGGAAAUAGAAAACUUAUUGCCCAGAUUGCAGAAACGCAUUUCAAAGACAGCACAUGCCUCUACAGAGUGUAUUAAGGUCAAGGACCAUGUCCAGGCAUGGUGGGAACAACCAGCCCAGUUUGUCACACCAUGGCUGAUGGUGGAAGAUCACACAUACCAACAGUGGUACAACAAAUGGCGUAUCAUUGCCACUAAAAUUCGCCAGAUGCAAGUGGAAAAAUAAACUGCUCCAUGCUACAGAUACCUUGGUGUUUUGAGGGGUGAAGUCAAAGCAGUGCAUUUGGGAAAAUGAGAGAACACAAAGGGUUUGGACCACUUCAGUUUCUUAACCUGUAUGGUCAUUAGUGGGACUUGAAAUGCAGCAACUGACAAGGUUGAAAGUGGAAGCAGGCAGGACCAGCAUGGGAAAGUCUUUUGUCUUCUUGGGCCAACCAGGCAGGCGACUAAUGAUUCACUACCACUAACGUUUUGUGGAAUGAAGCCUAUACAAGUCUUUAAACAGCACCAAUAGCAGAAAUUGAACUAAGGCCACGUACCCAAUUCCAUUUAAAAAUUGUGAUGGUUUAAGCUUUGGUUUUGUUUUUGUUUUUUUAAUUUAAUUUUUGGCAUUUAACUCCUGGUCUUGUUUAAUGCAUGUAUUGCUUGUUGAAUGUUUUAAUGCCAGUAAAGUGCUUCUGAUAUGCACUAGA